This is a messenger RNA of Lathyrus oleraceus (garden pea), 516 nucleotides long. RefSeq lists its product as uncharacterized. NCBI's taxonomy places the organism in Eukaryota, Viridiplantae, Streptophyta, Magnoliopsida, Fabales, Fabaceae. The transcript has a single exon. The record is from RefSeq and is a predicted model, not a curated record. The coding region runs from base 1 to 516 and encodes 171 amino acids.
AUGGAAAACUUCAUAGUUACCCAGGAACAAACAAAUAAGGAUUUCCUAAAUCAAAACAGACACACUAAUGAGCAAAUUAAGCAAUUAGCAAACAAAGUAGAUGCUUUAGCCAGCCAUAACAAAAUGUUAGAAACACAAAUAUCGCAAGUGGUACAACAACAAGCACCUACUGCUUCCCCUGCAGGUACAUUUCCUGGACAGCCACAACCAAACCUGAAAGGUCAUGCAAAUGCUAUUACAUUACGAAGUGGGACCGAAUUAGACGGACCAACCGACCCUAGACUUCAAAAUCCAGCCAUGCACCAAGACCCUGGUAAAAUAACUGAGAAGGAAAAUGAACUAAAGGAAAAUAAAAACGAAGAGGCCAUAGAGAAAGAAGAACCAUAUGUGCCUCCACCACCGUAUAAACCUCAUAUCCCAUAUCCUCAAAGAUUUGCUAAAUCCAAAAGUGUAGGGAAAUUCAAGAAAUUUCUAGAGCUUCUGAAACAAUUGAAUAUCACAAUACCUUUUAUAUAA